Molecule: messenger RNA, 2478 nt
Organism: Xenopus tropicalis (tropical clawed frog)
Lineage: Eukaryota; Metazoa; Chordata; Amphibia; Anura; Pipidae
Gene: fscn2
Product: fascin actin-bundling protein 2, retinal
Exons: 5
Coding region: 70-1548 (492 amino acids)
Biological process (GO): actin filament organization; anatomical structure morphogenesis
Cellular component (GO): stereocilium; cytoskeleton
Molecular function (GO): protein-macromolecule adaptor activity; actin filament binding
Source: RefSeq, marked provisional
CACGGACUACAGUUAACACAAGACUCUUGCAUUAAACCUCCAUAGAAUAUUUCCUUGCAAAAGGAAAAUAUGCCAACCAAUGGAAUACACCAGAUUCUGAAGAUCCAGUUUGGCUUGAUCAACUGUGAUAACAGGUAUCUUACAGGAGAAGCAUUUGGUUUUAAAGUGUAUGCAACAGCUCCAAGCCUAAAAAAGAAGCAAAUAUGGACUUUAGAACAAGACCAGGUGGACAGUUCAGUAGUUUACCUUAAAAGCCAUCACCUGGCACGAUAUUUGUCUGCUGACAAAGAUGGAAAUGUGUCUUGUGAAGCAGAGAAGCCAGAAGAAGACUGUCGUUUUACCAUCUCUGCCCAGUCAGAUGGACGGUGGGCCCUCCAGUCUGAUCCCCACAAACGCUUUUUUGGGGGAUCAGUAGACAUGCUGUCAUGUUUUGCACAAACCAUAACUGAGACAGAGCUCUGGGCUGUACAUUUGGCAAUACACCCUCAAGCCAACCUUCUCAGUGUCAGCAGAAGGAGAUAUGCACAUUUGACUCCCCAGGAGGAUGAAGUCUCCACAGACAGCAACAUUCCUUGGGGAGUAGACUCUCUUAUAACUUUGGUCUAUCAGGAUAAAAAAUACUGUUUGAAGACAUGUGACAACAGAUAUCUGCGGAAUGACGGGAAGUUGGUUAAAGAACCUGAUGAAGGAACUGGCUACACCUUGGAAUUCAAAGCAGGAAAGCUGGCCUUUAAAGACUGUAGUGGAAAGUAUUUGACACCUAUGGGACCCACAGGUACUCUGAAAUCUGGAAGGAGUUCAAAACCUGGCAAGGACGAACUCUUUGAUUUGGAAGAAAGUCACCCACAAGUUGUCUUCAUGGCUUCAAACAGAAGAUAUAUUUCUACAAGGCAAGGUGUAAAUGUCUCUGCUAAUCAGGAUGAGGAGACGGAUUAUGAGACUUUCCAGAUGCAAAUCAACAAAGAAACCAAUAAAUGCAGUUUUCACACCAACGCAGGCAAAUACUGGACUCUGGUGAGCCAUGGUGGAAUCCAGUCAACUGCCACAGAAAUUGCUGCCAACACAAUGUUUGAUAUAGAGUGGCGAGGCCGGAAAGUUGCGCUGAAAGCCAGCAAUGGAAAAUACAUCUGUACCAAGAAGAAUGGACAGCUAGCAGCUGUGGGAGACACUGUUGGAGAAGAUGAAGAAUUCAUACUCAAGCUGAUUAACAGACCCAUUCUGGUACUGCGGGGAGAUCUAGGCUUUGUUUGUCACCAUAAAACCUCCAAUAUGCUGGAUGCAAAUCGUUCAUCUUAUGAUGUCUUUCAGAUAAUAUUUAACAAUGGAGCCUACCAAAUUAAAGGUCAGGGUGGAAAGUUCUGGUACAUUUCUAGUAAUGGUACCAUUUGCAGUGAUGGAGAUAUGUCAGAAGAAUUCUUCUUUGAAUUCCGGGAGCACAACCGUGUUGCGAUCAAGGGCAAGAAUGGAAGAUACUUGCGGGGUGAUCAAGCUGGAACCCUAAAGGCAGAUGCAGAAUCUGUGAAUAGUGCAACCCUGUGGGAGUACUAAUGCACACUCAGCACUGCUCAGGCAUGGAGAUGUUGCUCUUUAUGCAAGAGGCUUAAAAAGGCUGAGUAAUGCAGGGGGCACCAAGAUAUCCAUAAAGUGAUCUUUGUGAGAUGGGCAGAGCCCAAAUACCCAGCAGUCACACACAUACACAAACACACACACACACAUACACACACACAUAUAUAUAGCAGCUAUUUUUUUUUAAUCAGAUCACAGUCAUUUUGUCAAAAAUGUAAAACACAGGGUCCAACAGAGAGUCAUGGGCCAUGCAUGUAAUUACUUAUUUACAACUGACUCAAUAGUUUUUCUUAUUUAUAUUAGAUUUAAAUGUUUAAAUAUGGCCUAGGGUUGCAGCAUCUAAAUAGAGAUUUAAAAACACCUGUCAUACCUAAUAACAAUAAGCUAUAUAUAUUUAAUACAAGAACUUCGGCGGUAUCAUUAAGCUAUUUCAGUCUAUCUGCAGGGAUGUUGCUCAUCUUAAAACUUAGGGUGCUUUCCACAAGUGAUUUGCCCAGUGCUCUAAGUCUUAUUAACCACUUAAAAGUAUAUGUCUAUAUUUUUAAACUAUCUUGGAAGCUGUAGGCUUUAAACAGUGACUUUGGUGCCAGUGGGAAGCAAGUAACAGUCAUCGCUAUGAAAAGUUAUACAGACUGGUGCCAUGUUUGCACACCCCUUUUACAAACCUGUUUUCCUGGUCUUUUGAGAAGCUAGCAAUAUUCCUGGUAGACACGGUAAAGAACAGUUAGCAAUGCCCCGUAAUGAGACCCUAUGCCAAGCACCUACUGUACGUCACACCAACUUUCCUUAUUGGAGAAAGAUACUAAAAAUAUGGGCACUUUUUAAAAAAUAUAGAUGGAUAUAUAGUGUUUAAACCAUGUGCUAUUGAUGUUAUUACAAAUUUUAAUAAAGACGUAUUUGAUGGCCACACAA